AUGAUACAUGUUAUGGAUUCUGGAAAAAUUGUUGAUCGAGGGACACACGAAGAACUUUUGGAAAGAAGCGAAACAUUCAGUCAACUAAAACGUGAGCGAGAUGAAGCAGAAAAAGAGGAGACAGAAGUUGAAACAUCUGCCAAACCACAUAAGCGACCAAAGACUGUCAUGUUCGAGCCCCAGCAACCAGCAGAAACAAGACGUGUUGAAGCUGUCGCUGAAGGAGCUAUUAAAGGAAAUGUUUACCUCAUGUAUCUGAAGGCCUUCUCGUACGCAUGGGCGUUCGUCUUCCUCGCUUUACUGGCAUCUCGCUAUGCCAUGCAGGCGGCGAACGGUAUUUAUCUAUCCCACUGGGCGGAUGCGAAUUCCAAGUUGAGCGAUAGCGCUGACACAAUCACUGGUCUCUUGAUAUACGUUGCCCUCGGUUUUGCCACUGUGCUUCUGAAUGUUAUCACAUUCACUUCUUCAACGUUUGGAGGGGUACGAGCUUCCAUCGUAUUACACAAACCACUGGUGGAGUCACUAAUGCACGCUCCUAUCUCAUUUUUCGAGGAAACACCCCUCGGAAGAAUUCUUAGCAGAUUAGCAGGGGACAUCGAUAUCAUCGACACGUCGCUGCCUAUAAACCUUCGACUCGUGAUUGAUACUCUUGCUCAUAUUGUGAUGAUUCUUGUUAUCAUCAGUUUAACAAUGCCUGCAUAUAUCGUUCUCGUCGUACCGUUCACUGUUGGCUAUAUUCUGAUUCUGAGAUAUUUUUUACCAACGAAUCGGCAAAUCAAAAGAAUUGAAAGCGCUCAGCGAUCUCAGCUUGUGUCGACAUUGUCGCAGAAUAUCAAUGGAGCAGAGAGUAUCAGAGCAUACCGGAGGGUAAAGAAUACAACGUUGGCGUUUCAUGACGACGUUGAUUCGUUUAUUCGCUGUCGCUACCUCACACCGGCUACGAGCAGAUGGCUGUCUCUGAGACUGGAAUUUCUUGGAAGUGUCAUGGUGCUAGGCUGCUCGGCAUUGGUGUCCUUCUUUUACGAUCUAUCUCUCAUUACACCCGGAGAAGUGGGAUUAUGCGUAUCCUAUGCUUUGAGCUUAACUGAUUUGCUAAAUUUUUCUGUACGUAUGAUGGCUCUCAGUGAAGCGAAUAUCGUAGCAGUUGAGCGUAUCAAAGAGUAUCAUGAGAUAGAACAAGAGGCGCCGUGGACAUCAGACUAUCCUCUCAUCGAUGCGUGGCCAUAUGAAGGCUCAAUAGAGUUUCGCGGAUUCAGUGUUCGUUACGGAAAAGAUAAGAAUUGUGCUGUAAAAAAUGCUACUUUUACCGUAAAAGGUGGCGAAAAGAUCGCCAUAGUGGGACGCACUGGAUCCGGUAAAUCAUCGAUUGCCAAAGGCUUGCUUCGAUUAGUGGAAAAAACUGAAGGCGAUGUGUUCAUAGAUGGUGUGAACAUCGCAGAACUGGGUCUACACGAGCUGAGGUCAAGGAUCACGAUUAUACCGCAGGACCCAAUUUUAUUUUCGUCCACUCUUCGAUUCAAUGUCGAUCCCUUCAAUCAGUUCGCAGACAGCGACAUUUGGGUGGCGCUUGAGGCUUGCCAAUUGAAAGAGAUGGUAACAAAGCAAAAAGACGGCCUUUAUGCAGAGAUUGAAGAAAGUGGAAAAAACAUCAGUCUCGGUGAAAGGCAACUGCUAUGUCUUUGUCGAUCUCUUUUGGAAGGAGGCGAAAUACUGAUACUGGACGAGGCCACGGCCUCGCUGGACCAUGCAACACAGAAGCUAGUAAAUGAGGUUGUUCGAGUGCAAUUCCGAAGUGCGACAACGAUCACUAUAGCUCACAAGCUGGAGACAAUCGGCGACUGCGAUAGAAUACUGGUACUCGAGGACGGAAUUGUGGUUGAAUAUGACACACCAGAAAAUCUUCUCGCAAACAAAGACUCAAUCUACCGAGAAAUGGUGGAGACAAAGAAGACAUUUUGAUGAUGAAUCGCAAAU
Molecule: messenger RNA, 1974 nt
Organism: Cylicocyclus nassatus
Lineage: Eukaryota; Metazoa; Nematoda; Chromadorea; Rhabditida; Strongylidae
Source: the annotation of a GenBank genome assembly